This is a messenger RNA of Lolium perenne, 1806 nucleotides long. Lineage: Eukaryota; Viridiplantae; Streptophyta; Magnoliopsida; Poales; Poaceae. The record is from RefSeq and is a predicted model, not a curated record.
UUCUUACCCCACCCACCCUCCCUCUGGUAAGGACGUGCAACGGUUUUACUCUAUUCUUAUCUUGUUUCAUCUAGGCUUGGACGUGUUUGUGGGAAACCAUAGUGCCAUAGGGAAAAGUGUUUUGAAAAUUUUCUGUACUAUGGUUGCUUCAUUAUCAUCUUUUGUCAAUCUCCACAUAUAAUCUGUUUCUUUGACAUGUUGGUAUUUUCAUACUAACAUGUUAUUUCUCCUUUGAUCCGAUGCUAUCUCGACCACUUCUUUGUUCCGGAGCCUGCUUCCUUUUCGUUAUCCUCAUGGAACUACGGUUACUCCACUGUCUUGCGUGUCAAGUGGAUGUUCUAGUUUUUCUACCCUUGUAUCCGGUUGUAUGGAUCUCAUGUGUACUUGAACCUUGUAUGGUGUACCUUGAUGAAUUCUAUGGAGUGAUGUGUUAUGUGAUCUUAAAUCCUUGUUCUAAGCUUUGUUCUUAUCUGUUGUCUCAACCGUCUUAUGUUUUCCCUCAACAGGAUGGUUAGACCUCCGCCACCUCCUCCGCUGGGACCAGCCCUGUUGCAAAUGACUCAAUUGUUGAGCCAGAUGCAGCAAACCCAGCACAACUUCAAUCAAGCUCGUCAUGACAAUGGUCGAGUGAUGAUCCGGGACUUCUUGCAGUUGAACCCGCGAUCGUUCGACUCUACUCCUGAACCGCUGGAUGCAGAUGAUUGGGUGCGCGAUGUCAACCGCAUGCUCAACACAGCGGGAGUCGCCCCAGAAGACAAAGUGCGGUUUGCGACUCACCUACUGAAAGGAGGGUCCGCAGCAUGGUGGGAGAACUUUCUCGAGAUGCGUCCCGCCAAUGCUCCUGAUGUCACUUGGGAAGAAUUCAGGGAAGCUUUCAGAAGCCACCACAUUCCUGAAGGGCUAAUGGACAGGAUGAAGGAGAAAUUCCUCAGUCUUGUUCAGGGUAACAAAGAUGUGAUGACAUACAGCAUAGAGUUCUCCAAGCUAGCUCGCUAUGGUGGCGAAGAAGUGUCUACUGAUGCCAAGAAGCAGAAGAGGUUCCGUAAUGGCCUCAAGCCGGCACUCAAGUACGCGCUCACUCAUGUCUCGAUGGACACCUUUGACAAGCUGGUCAACACUGCUAUCAAGGAAGAGUCGGGUAGGCUUGCGUUCGACGAGUCACGCAAGCAUACUCGAGAGGUUGGUGCUCCUUCUUCAGCGCCGCCUCAGAAGCGAAGGUUGUGGGUUCCUUAUCCCGCGCCGCCAGGACAAGCUACACAAGCUGGGUAUGCUCCCCGCGCAGCACACGCUGGGUAUGCUCCCCGCCCUCCCACCCCACAGCUUCAGCAGAGGACCUACCAAGCUCCGCCAAGGCCUGCUUAUGGUGGACCAAGGCCGAUGGGUCCACGUACCGACCCCACAUGCUACAAGUGUGGUCAGGUUGGGCACAUCUCUACCUUCUGCCCUCAGAAGCUUCCUCCACCACCACCUCGCUCUACCUCGACAAAUGCGAUGGUUCGUGCACCAGCUCAGGGCCGUGCCUUCAACAACAACACCAGGCAAGGUCCGAGGGCUGCUCGCGUCAACAACAUCAACGUUGAGCAAGCUGAACAAGCUAGCGACGUCGUGCUUGACGCCGACGCAGAGCAGUACGAGCAGGAGUACGAGUUCCCUCUGGAGGAUCGUGUCGGUGCUUCUACCUCCGAUCCGACAAAGCGUGAGUGGACAGUAAAGACUGACACCCACAAGCUAUCUCUGUUGUCAAAGAACCUUGUCGUCCCUGAAGUGACAAGAGGAAGUGGGUGGAGAAAACCAAAAAUCGAGUAG